AAUUCGAAGCAACCAUCAUAAUUCCUAACUAACAUACACACUCACAUCCUUAUCAUUUGUUCUUUGACAUUUCUCCCAUUACCAACCAACACUUUUUUAAUUCCCCUACCCAACAUUUGGAACCUCAUUUAGGUAAAURUCUCACACCUUCCUAAAUUUUCUAAAUAAUCUUUUGAACAAUAAAGGUUGUCCACCAAACUAUCAAUAUUUGUCAAAAUUCAGUAGUUAAGCUAAAGACUAGAAAGUUGAACCUCCCAAGUCCCAAUAAGAUCAAAUUUCACUUUUCAAUAAUCCAGAAACUAAAACCAUAUAUUCCAUCACUAAUAUAAAAGGAAAAAACAUUCCCUUUCUCUUACUGUUGUGUCAAUCGUUCGCUGUCACCACUAUGUUUCGCUCCCUUCUUUUGGCCCUCUUCUUCCUCGGCUCGCCGCCGUGCAUUCCGUCCAGAACCGUGCCGGUGCUCAAAAAUCGGACCGCCGGUUUGGGUCUGGGCCUUCCAAUUAUUACUGCUGCAGCGGGGUGGCGCGUGUCGGAUACGUUGCAUGGGCCCCAUGCAACGGCGCGUUAUGUAUUAUUUCCCGGGAAGCCACGGUGGACGCGUCGAAUGCCGAUGGUGCUGACGUAUGCAUUCUUGGAGGACAACUGGAUGAGCAACUUGAGCGUAAAAGACGUGAAACGUGUAUUUCGCAAGUCGUUUUCCAAGUGGGCCUCGGUUAUUCCGGUGAGCUUCGAGGAAACCGACGAUUACGAUUACGCCGACAUAAAAAUCGGAUUUUACAAAGGCGAUCACAGCGACGGGCAGCCAUUCGACGGCGUGCUGGGGGUGCUGGCCCACUCGUUCUCGCCGGAGAUCGGGAGGCUCCACCUGGACGCGGCGGAGACGUGGGCCGUGGAUUUCGAGAGGGAGAAAUCGGCGGUGGCGGUUGACUUGGAAUCGGUGGCGACGCACGAGAUUGGGCAUUUGCUGGGGCUGGGUCACAGCCGGGUGAGAGAGUCGGUGAUGUACCCAAGCUUGAAGGCGAGGGAGAAGAAGGCGAAUCUGGAAGUGGAUGACGUGGAAGGCGUGCAAGCUCUUUAUGGAUCGAACCCAAAUUUCAAAUUGGAGUCUUUGGAGUUGGAGUCUGAAACUUCUACGAACCAAGCUCAGGCUCAUGUUUCCACGUCAUCUACAACUUGGGCCAUUGCCAUCUGCUUCGUCUUCUUUACUUGCCCUUUUAUUGUUCUUCUAUAAAUAAUAAUGUUUUAACCAAAGACUAUAAAUGUUGCAAAUUACAAACAAUUUUAUUUAAUA
Messenger RNA from Momordica charantia (bitter melon), 1291 nucleotides. Its product is annotated as Matrixin family protein. Gene Ontology annotation, biological process: collagen catabolic process; proteolysis; extracellular matrix organization. Gene Ontology annotation, molecular function: zinc ion binding; metalloendopeptidase activity. The record is from RefSeq and is a predicted model, not a curated record. Lineage: Eukaryota; Viridiplantae; Streptophyta; Magnoliopsida; Cucurbitales; Cucurbitaceae. Gene Ontology annotation, cellular component: extracellular matrix.